GGAGAGGAAAAGCAGACCAAGUGUUAAACGGCAGGCGUAGGUAGGUACAGCACCGGACCAACACUGUGAGGACGGGCCAAACCAGCCUGCAGUCGGAGACAGAGAUUCACACGUUUUGGGGCGAGAGGAGCCGAGCGCAGCACAGGAGUGUUGUGACUGUUUGGGCAACAGGAGCCGGUGGCAUCCAGGAAGAGGGCAGCCAAGCCUGAGGAGAUGCUGUGAGGAAGCCUGCCAAGUGAUGGAGCUCGAAGCAGCCAGCAGGCGGGCGUAUUUAGUCAGAAUGGAGGACCAGGACAGAGUAAGCCAGGCAUCCAGCGUGGCCACUAUUUCCUACUUUCCUGUUAUAAAGGAAAGUGACGGAAAGGUGCAAACAUUUGGGAAGCGAUGUCAUGCCGCCAAGAGAGAUCCCAACUGUCCUGUAGUAAUACGAGGAUGGCUCAACAAAAAGGACAGCUCAGGUUUGAAGCUCUGGAAGAGAAGAUGGUUUGUUCUCUCCAACUACUGCCUGUUUUAUUAUAAAGACAGCAGAGAAGAAUCUGUGCUGGGGAGCAUCCCUUUACCCAGCUACAAAAUCCUCUUCUGCACCCCGCGAGAAUGCAAGAACAGAAAGUUUACCUUCAAGGUGGUGCAUCAGGGGAUGCGCUCUUAUUUCUUCAGCGCUGACACUCAGGAGGAUAUGCUGGGAUGGGUUCGAGCCCUCAGCCAGUCUGCUGCCAUGGAGAUAGACAGCUCCCUCAACAGGCGCUGCUCAAGUUAUCAGGAUUUCACGCAGAUAGGUGGCAGCAGUGAAUCGGUGGACUUCCCGAAAUCCCCCUCCGAUGAGGAGGGUCCCUCUCAGAAACGCAGGCAUGUCAGCAGGACUCUGAGCGAACCGAGUCAGCUCGGCGGAGGGAGGAUGGGGAUGUCUCACUCGGAGCAGAGGGAGAGGCGGGGUGUACGUCACAGAAACAGCAGCCCGUCGCACAGGACGCCCAGCCCCUCUGAUUUCAGCAGGAGAGCCGGCCGUCUGAGCAAGGAGGAGGACGGUCUCCCCGAUCAAAACACGCCACCAGAAAAAGAAGUCACGGGAACAGGUUCUUUGACCUCCAGGGGUCAGCUGGGGUCGCGACCCCAUACGCCGGUGGGAAGGGUCGACAUCCGACCACACGACGACCCACACAUGGUGCCCCAAACGCUUUACUACGCACCUGCCUCGCCUCAGCUGGAGUUCAAAUCUGCUCCGAGUACCCCCGGCGCAGAGCGGUGGCAAGGCGUGAGCAAGCCUAACCCGACAUACGGGUCUGUCCACCAUACAUCAAGUGGCCGAAGACCUCUGGGAAAGAGCUUCUCAACAGGGGCGGCUGCAGACUUACUGCCCCCUUUACCUCCUUCAUCGAGGGCCGCACACGCAACACAACACCACCACCACCACCACCACCAUCACCGCAACCAUUUGUCUGUCUGUGUGCUGCCGUCAGCUAUGGCUUCCAAACCUGAUCCGAGAGACGUUCCACCACUCAGGCCUCUUGAAAGCGAUGCAGAUGCCGUGUUGACGAGGCUGUGUGGGUGCGACAAGCUGCUUCAGUCUCUGUCUGUAGAACUGGCUCAGCUACAAAUGGACAAGGACAGCGUCCAGUGCGCAUUGGAAGUAUCGAGACUUCAGCUGGAGGAGUGGAAGAGUCAGGGGCCCCGGGUCCAAGAAGACGCACUUACCCAGAAGGCUUUGCUACAAGAGGAGCUGGUCACCAUCCGAGCCAGAAUGUGUGACGUGUCACUGGAGAUGGAGCGGGUGUGGAGUCAGUAUGAAAGGAUGGAGAGUGAACUUUCUGUUAUCCGGUCGCACCUUCAGCACAUCUGUAACUUUGGAAUGCCUCAGGAGCAGUCCCAGGCUCAGAGGGAGCUGUGGAUGAUGGAGGACAUCCUGUCCGGACUGAAGGUCAACAGGGAUCACUUUCGCUUCCUUCUGGGGCUUCAGAGGCACCACCCGUUCCAGUCUGCAGCCCCGCAUCCCGGAUCCCCUGGUUCUCCCACAGAGAGGCUGCAGAGCGGACUGCCAGUGGACCUGGAUCAAGAACCGCCGGCUCGUCCACCGUUACCUCAGGAGCUACAGGAAAUCCACCAGACCAGAGACCAGAGUCACAGCUGGAUCGAGUCACCAUAUGAAGGGAUCUACAGUCACGCAGUUGAUCCGGUGCACAGGCGAGGAAGCAGCCAGCCUGACCUCCUUAAUGUGAAAGCACAAAGAGACGCAUCUGAGUCUCAGUCUGGUUCAAAGUGGAUCCCACCAGACGCAGCCAACCAAUCAACCAAGAAGAUGAAGAUGAAGAUGAGUGAAGAGGAACAGAUUGAGAGGAUGAAGAGAAAUCAGGAGAGGUUGACCAAUCGGAAGAAGCCUCCCCUACCUGCUCCAUCUGUCCAAACCCAGAUUCAAAGUUCAGAGACAAGAGAGGAGGCCCCUUUUCCCUUGAGGGUGACACGUGUCGUUACAGCUGUGCUGCCGUCCUCACUCGUGGCCAGACGGGUCUCUGUUGAGGAUCCCCCAGCUGAGCUAGACACUCCACUGCCCGAGCAGAUCCCGCCAGAAAUGCAGCAGAGAAAGGCCGAACAGAGAAACAAACUGUUGAACAAACCGCCCAGACGGCUGCUGUUAGACAGUCCAGAUCAGAGCCUCCCUGCAGCAGAGGUGCACCAGGAUCAGCCCAUGAAAAAGUCAAUCAGACAGCAAGGAGCAGCCAGGGCCUCCAAGAGGGAGCCCAGAUCAGAAGCAUGCAGAGCUGCAGGCACAGACACAUCAGGAGGUCCGAUCCCAGACCAAGAAGCCGCAGCAACAGAAAUUGAAAAUAGAAACGUCAAGGCAGCGGAACAGUCUUCUCCCUUUUUGACCCCUGAUGUGGACCCUGACCUUUGUCUGACCCCUGAGCAGCGAGAGGCCAAGCUCCGAAGAGUGGAACGGAUACGAGAGCGAGUCAUUCAGAGCGCAGCCAGAGAGAGUGCCACAACACACGAUCGACUCCCAAUCAGGGGACAAAAAAAGGAAAUCUCCCGGGUGACCCCUGACACAGCGAGAAAACACCGAAUGCAAACAGGCCAGGAGGCAUCCGACGCUAAUGGCAGCUGUGGGGAAAAUUUCACAAGUUCUGCAGCGCUUCAGAUUUUGAGUCCAGCGUCUCAAGAUGAAGAUGAAAAGCAACAGCAUGUCAGGAAAUCAAAAAGUCCGGCCAGGUCUGGGUACAGAGCACAGCCCGGUGGGAAACAAGGGGUUGCCAAAACUAAAAUGAGACGUCCGGCUUCACCAUACCACAUCUCCUCCAUGACGGUCUAUCAGAAAGAUGGAGGCAAAGGGUUCGUAGGUCAUGAGGAUAAUGAGCAGGCAAGGUUGGAAGAACAUGCGGCUGAAGACGAGGAAAGCAAUCCCGCGUGCUCCGAUCUAAGAGCCAAGUGGUUCCUCUCCACCAACCAGUGGCAGGGGUUCAUACCGCUGCAGAUCCCUGACAUAGAAACACUGUGCAGUGAGGAGACGGGAGACGCAGAUGGCCAGCCGGCUUCCUCUGACGACAUGGCCGACGCGAACGAAAUGUCGUCAGCAGUGAGCGAAAGCUUAGAGAAAAUGAAAGAGAACCACUCCCUCUUCUAUAAGAUUGCAUGUGACAUCAGUAUUUCAGAUUCAGACAUACCCAAGAACGAUGGAAACUCUCAUACAGUGUCGAAGCCAGAAGAGGAGGAAGAAGCGCUGGUGAUCACCGAACCUCCACCAGUUGAAGCCAGCAGCAAUGAAGAGGCAGAAAACCAAGAGAGGCACAAUUCCAGUCAGUCUUUAUCAGAUGAGAAGAAAAAUCAUGAAACGGCAGAUAGAAAAGCACAAUGUCCAAUCAUGGAAAUCCAGGAGGAAGCAGUGAUUUUAGCAGAAACAGAAGCGAAUAAGGCAAGUGGUCCUGAAAAGAUCACUCCACCUGAAUGUGAAGACAGCUUGAAGCCAGAAAGUGAGGUAAAAGUCCGAGAAACUGCUGUUGAAGCUCAAGUUUGGGAUGAAAAUCGUAGUCAGACGCAGGACGGAAGAACAGAAACCAGAGAGGAAAACAGUGAGACAAAAGAGUCAGCAGAUGGGAGGGUAGACCAAGAGACAGCUCCAGAAUUAAAAUCUACUGCACUGAGUGAGGAGACCGAUGAGACUGGCCUCGAACAGGGAGAUAAACUCAUCCCUGUGUCUGAUUCUGCAUAUGAAGCCAGGAAAGUGAUCCGGAGUGCCUCUUUCGCUAAAGCCAGAGUCACAGUGUUGAGGACGAGUUUGUAGAGACAAUAACAGAAACCGCUUAAGGAGAUUAAGAGAACAAACUUAAGAAGGACAAAAACAGUAAGUGUAUUAUUGUUAGAGAAACAAAAUGUCAGAAGUGUAUUAUGGGAACACACAAUAUCAUAGAUGUAGUAUUUUGGUGAACUUGAACAUUUCCAUUAUUAACGAUACAUGUUGGACAACAAUGCAAAUACAGUUCAAAGUCUUAAUAUUUGACCAACACUGGAACUAAAUAUAUUUUAAUUCUUGAACACCAAAUACCCCGGGCAAAGUUGCUGUGAAAUAUAUUCCAUGUAUUUAUGGUUGGCUCAUUCAUUCCUCUUGAGAUGUGCUUCUAACACAACAUUACAUACGGUGACUGCGUUCAUUUGGUGACAUAACCCUGCUGUUCUCACUGUAACUAAAUGUGUUUUGUACCUGAGAUUUCCUGAUUAAUAAACAUGUUGUAUGCUACACGGAGACGCGGACUCC
Salarias fasciatus (jewelled blenny) is the source of this 4741-nucleotide messenger RNA. It is a transcript of the gene plekha4, whose product is annotated as pleckstrin homology domain containing A4. The transcript is spliced from 24 exons. Lineage: Eukaryota; Metazoa; Chordata; Actinopteri; Blenniiformes; Blenniidae. Bases 239 to 4270 code for a protein of 1343 amino acids. The record is from RefSeq and is a predicted model, not a curated record.